AAAUUAAAACCUUCUCAUCUCCUAGGUAUUAUUAACCCAAAGAACCCAAAGGAAGCGCCAAAGUCCUUCAGCUUCGACUAUUCCUACUGGUCUCACACCUCGCCUGAAGAUCCCUGUUUUGCAUCUCAAAACCGUGUGUACAAUGACAUCGGGAAGGAAAUGCUCUUACACGCCUUCGAGGGGUACAAUGUCUGCAUCUUUGCCUAUGGGCAGACUGGCGCUGGCAAGUCUUACACAAUGAUGGGUAAACAAGAAGAGAGCCAGGCUGGUAUCAUCCCACAGUUAUGUGAAGAACUGUUUGAGAAAAUCAAUGACAACUGUAAUGAAGAAAUGUCGUACUCUGUGGAGGUGAGCUACAUGGAAAUUUACUGUGAAAGAGUUCGAGAUUUGCUGAAUCCAAAAAACAAGGGUAAUUUGCGUGUGCGGGAGCACCCUCUUCUUGGCCCGUACGUGGAGGACCUCUCGAAGUUGGCGGUCACUUCCUACACGGACAUCGCCGACCUCAUGGAUGCUGGCAACAAGGCCAGGACGGUGGCAGCUACCAACAUGAACGAGACCAGCAGCCGUUCCCAUGCUGUGUUCACCAUUGUUUUCACCCAGAAGAAGCAGGAUACAGAGACCAACCUUUCCACCGAGAAGGUCAGUAAAAUCAGCUUGGUGGAUCUAGCAGGAAGCGAACGAGCUGACUCAACUGGUGCCAAAGGGACUCGAUUAAAGGAAGGAGCGAACAUUAAUAAGUCUCUCACAACUUUGGGCAAAGUCAUUUCCGCCUUGGCAGAGGUGAGUAAGAAGAAGAAGAAGACGGAUUUUAUUCCCUACAGGGAUUCUGUACUUACUUGGCUCCUUCGAGAAAAUCUAGGAGGCAAUUCUCGGACUGCGAUGGUGGCGGCACUGAGCCCCGCAGACAUCAACUACGACGAGACCCUGAGCACUCUGAGGUACUGAGCAGGGUCUGCAUGGAUUU
Molecule: messenger RNA, 964 nt
Organism: Talpa occidentalis (Iberian mole)
Lineage: Eukaryota; Metazoa; Chordata; Mammalia; Eulipotyphla; Talpidae
Product: kinesin-like protein KIF1B
Exons: 9
Coding region: 160-945 (261 amino acids)
Biological process (GO): cytoskeleton-dependent intracellular transport; vesicle-mediated transport; microtubule-based movement
Cellular component (GO): axon; kinesin complex; dendrite
Molecular function (GO): ATP hydrolysis activity; microtubule binding; plus-end-directed microtubule motor activity
Source: RefSeq, a predicted model, not a curated record